GGCCCCAGAGGGGGCGGAGCAGGGCCCGGGAGCCGAGCAGCCUGGCAACGCCGGUGGCGCCCGGAACCCGAGAGUUUCCAGCAUGGCAUCUGCAUCAGCUCCUAAAUGUAAUUCACACACCUCGGAGAAUGAGCCUGUUAAGAGUACAUCUCAAGAUGGAGUCAAUUGUGAUCUCAAUGAGACUGUUCCUCGACUUCCAGGAGAAACACUGAUUACUGACAAAGAAGUUAUUUACAUAUGUCCUUUCAAUGGCCCCAUUAAGGGAAGAGUUUACAUCACAAAUUAUCGCCUUUAUUUGAGAAGUUUGGAAACGGAUUCUACUUUAAUAUUUGAUGUCCCUCUUGGUGUCAUAUCAAGAAUUGAAAAGAUGGGAGGAGCAACAAGUAGAGGAGAAAAUUCCUAUGGUCUAGAUAUUACUUGUAAAGACAUGAGAAACCUGAGAUUCGCGUUGAAACAGGAAGGCCACAGCAGACGAGAUAUGUUUGAAAUCCUCACAAGAUAUGCCUUUCCUCUGGCCCACAGCCUGCCACUGUUUGCAUUUUUAAAUGAAGAAAAGUUUAAUGUGGACGGUUGGAUGGUUUACAAUCCAGUUGAAGAAUACCGAAGGCAGGGGCUGCCCAAUCAUCAGUGGAGAAUCACUUUCAUCAAUAAGUGCUAUGAACUCUGUGAGACUUACCCUGCCCUUUUGGUGGUUCCAUAUCGUGCCUCAGAUGAUGACCUCAGGAGAGUUGCAGCUUUUAGAUCCCGAAAUCGAAUCCCGGUGCUGUCAUGGAUUCAUCCUGAAAACAAGAUGGUCAUCGUACGCUGCAGCCAGCCUCUUGUUGGUAUGAGUGGUAAACGAAAUAAGGAUGAUGAGAAAUAUCUCGACGUUAUCAGGGAAACUAACAGACAGCUUUCUAAGCUCACAAUUUAUGAUGCAAGACCCAGUGUAAAUGCAGUGGCCAACAAAGCAACAGGAGGAGGAUAUGAAAGUGAUGAUGCAUAUCAUAAUGCCGAACUUUUCUUCUUAGACAUUCAUAAUAUUCAUGUUAUGCGGGAAUCCUUAAAAAAGGUGAAAGACAUUGUUUAUCCUAAUGUAGAAGAAUCUCACUGGUUGUCAAGUUUGGAGUCUACUCAUUGGCUUGAGCAUAUCAAGCUUGUUUUAACAGGAGCCAUUCAAGUCGCAGACAAAGUUUCUUCAGGGAAGAGCUCAGUACUUGUGCACUGCAGUGAUGGAUGGGACAGGACUGCUCAACUGACGUCUUUGGCUAUGCUGAUGCUGGACAGCUUCUAUAGGAGCAUCGAAGGCUUUGAAAUACUGGUACAAAAAGAAUGGAUAAGUUUUGGCCAUAAAUUUGCAUCUAGAAUAGGUCAUGGUGACAAAAACCACGCUGAUGCUGACCGAUCUCCAAUAUUUCUGCAGUUUGUUGACUGUGUGUGGCAGAUGUCAAAACAGUUCCCUACAGCUUUUGAAUUCAAUGAACGAUUCUUGAUUACAAUUUUGGAUCAUCUAUAUAGCUGCCGGUUCGGUACUUUCUUACUCAACUGCGAAUCUGCUCGAGAAAAACAGAAAGUUACAGAAAGAACUGUUUCUUUGUGGUCACUGAUAAACAGUAAUAAAGAAAAGUUCAAAAACCCGUUCUAUACUAAAGAAAUCAAUCGAGUUCUAUAUCCAGUUGCCAGUAUGCGUCACUUGGAACUCUGGGUGAAUUACUACAUUAGAUGGAACCCCAGAAUCAAGCAACAACAGCCCAAUCCAGUGGAGCAGCGUUACAUGGAGCUCCUGGCCUUGCGCGAUGACUACAUCAAGCGGCUCGAGGAAUUGCAACUCGCCAACUCUUCCAAGGUUUCCAGUGCCUCCACCUCACCUUCCAGCCCUUCCCAAAUGAUGCCUCAUGUGCAGACUCACUUCUGACAGAGAACCCUUGUGCUGCGUUGCAGCCCUCAAUAAAGGACUUUGAGUUUGGGCAUCUGUACAAAGUAGAUUAAAAUAUUUGCCUCUGUGUAGAACUUGAACUAACAUAAUCUUAAACUCCUGAACAUGUGCCUUCUAGAAUACAUAUUACAAGAAAACCACAGUGUCCACACAGCAAUCAGAAGAAAGGAGCCAAGAUGAGCUUGUAGAAAACCCUGACAGCUUUACAAAGCAGUUUUCAAAAGAUAAAAUUUAAAUUCAGCUGACUUCUAUGGAAAUACUGUGUGUGCAAUAUGUAUUUUGUGGGCUUCAUUGCAACACCAUUAUUUUAAAUUAAAGGAGGAAAAUCUAUUUGUGAAAGGAGUUUUCCUCAGGCCACUUAGGAUAGUUGAUUUAGAUGAUCUGCAACCGAAUGCAAGUGUGAAGGAUGCGAUUACUGCCAAAACCAAAUUGAGCUCAGCCUCCUCAGCAGUAUCCAAACGCAAGAUGUUUAAAUAAUUGCCAAGUAUUCUACCAUCAGAAGUGGUGACUUACAGAGAAAUAGCCGUGUCGAUGAGUUGUUGAUUACUUUCAAAUUUGGGGGUAGAAAUCUUUUCCCUUAAUUUUCAAGAGAAGCCUAUUUUUAUAUUAGAAACUGGAUGAGACCCAGUUAAAUACGGUUUGAUUUUGUUUUUUUAAUUUUGCCAGUUCUGUUUCUCUAAAUUCUUUCACGAGCUUGCUUAAAAUUUGGAAUCAUCUGGUUGCAGCAGAGCCCAUGUGUGGGACUGUUAAAGGAUGUCAGGUCCGUGUGGCCAUGCAGCAGGCGUCUCCAGCAGUGCUGCUCUGGGCAGUGCAGCCGCUCUCCCAAUGACUACUGUCUUGGAUCCAUGAGCUACUGCUGGAGUGUCGUUCUUUGAAAUAAAUGCCCCAGAUGUACAUUUGUUGAGCGUAUUCUCGAAAGCAGUGUUGAUGAAUUCCAGUUUAAGUGGUGUUGGGUUCCCCCCUUCCUCCCAAGUGUGCAGAAAAACUGGUUCUACAAAUUUUUACUUGAAGUACUGGGCAGUUUGCUUUUUUCAGGUUUGUUUUGUUUUGUAGUAUUAAGGGAAAUUUUAAAUGCACAGUUCUAUUUGAUAUUGACUAAUUCAUUUUAGUAAAUAUAUUUGUAAAAGCUAAGGCUAGAGUUAAAACAAUUAAUGUGUUUUACAAUGAUUUGUAAAGGACUAUUUAUAGCUAAUAUGGUUUUGAUGUCAAUGAAUUAAGAGAGAUUAAAUAUAUCUUUGUAAAUUAUUUUAUUUCAUAGCUUAAUUGGUCUACCAAACCAGACAUCUCAAAUAUAAUAGUAUAAUGUAUGAAUUUUGUAAGUAUAAGAAAUUUUAUUAGACAUUCUCUUGAUUUUUGUAAACGCUGUAAAUAUUUCCUAAAUUAACAAAGUGUCACUCCAUAAAAAGAGAAAAAGAUAAUACUAAUAGCUUAUAGGAUUUUGUGAAAUUUCAUGAAAACUUUUUCAUGACAAAAAUGCCUAAA
Lepus europaeus (European hare) is the source of this 3397-nucleotide messenger RNA. RefSeq names its product myotubularin 1 (gene MTM1). Gene Ontology annotation, molecular function: phosphatidylinositol-3,5-bisphosphate 3-phosphatase activity. NCBI's taxonomy places the organism in Eukaryota, Metazoa, Chordata, Mammalia, Lagomorpha, Leporidae. Gene Ontology annotation, cellular component: plasma membrane. The transcript is spliced from 15 exons. The coding region runs from base 83 to 1894 and encodes 603 amino acids. The record is from RefSeq and is a predicted model, not a curated record. Gene Ontology annotation, biological process: muscle cell cellular homeostasis; mitochondrion distribution; dephosphorylation.